Messenger RNA from Penicillium robsamsonii, 999 nucleotides. RefSeq lists its product as uncharacterized. The transcript is spliced from 2 exons. The record is from RefSeq and is a predicted model, not a curated record. Lineage: Eukaryota; Fungi; Ascomycota; Eurotiomycetes; Eurotiales; Aspergillaceae. The coding region runs from base 1 to 999 and encodes 332 amino acids.
AUGAAGCUGCUGUGGACCUUUGCCUGCUUAGGCAGUGCCCUUGCCUCUUUUAUCCCGCACUCCAAUUCUGAUCCACUUCGACGUCCUUUCGUUCCUUCUCCUGAUGACCUCGAAUUUGGCGUCACAGGGGAACUUGCUAUAAAUUUUUCUAUUCAAGACGGUGGCCUAUACGCCAAUGAGUACCAAGUCUACCCCCCAUCAGCGACAAUGCUACUCCAACUGCCCCUCUACGAAGACGCAGGCCAAAAUACAUACAAUGGCAAGAUCCUGAAAUUAUCCUACUCGCUCGAGACCGAAACAAUCCACAAGGACGAAACGGGAACCAUAGCAGAUAUGACCCUUGUUCGACUCGAGUUUCUCGAUCUGCAGGGCAACCUGAUAUCACCCCAUGCAGUGGCCAUCCAACUUCACAUCUGCCAAGAUGGGAAAUACGAAAUGGCCCGUUUCCGGAUUGAGCCAGCUCGCAGCGGCAAUCAAGAUGAUCAGUUCUCCCAGAAGAGUUGGCCGUGGGUGAUGAAAUACUGGGGGUCACAAUUCGGUAUCAUUUUCGACAAAGCCAAGAACAAGGCAACCAUCCUCAAUUCAGCCCCGGUCAUGAAAACUUCCGCUCUACGCGGUAAUGACAAAAUUGUCAACACUGAAGUUGUAACCAACUCUGGAUCUAAGACUCAAUUCUUGUCAGUCUGGUCCACUCCGGCUGUCCUAAACCAGUACCCUGAAGACGGCCGUCCCCAUUACAGCCCGGAGCCCGGGAGCUUCCCUAUGCGCAUCUUCUGCUACAUCAUCCUCGCUUUGCUAGGUAUUGUCAUCGGGGUGAUGGGUUGUUUGGUCGGGUUUCUCGCAGGACACCUGCUGAUGACCUUGGGAGAGCGCGUUGAGUGGCGGAAGCUACUGGGCCGCAGGCCACGAAUUAUAUUAUUGGAAGAAGGCACAAUUCCUGAAAAGUGCCUCAUGUUAUCACAGAUUUACAUGACGGAUGUUUCUGAGUCGAGUGUAUGA